Molecule: messenger RNA, 2788 nt
Organism: Vitis riparia (riverbank grape)
Lineage: Eukaryota; Viridiplantae; Streptophyta; Magnoliopsida; Vitales; Vitaceae
Product: YTH domain-containing protein ECT4-like
Exons: 9
Coding region: 261-2345 (694 amino acids)
Biological process (GO): mRNA destabilization
Cellular component (GO): cytoplasm
Molecular function (GO): mRNA binding
Source: RefSeq, a predicted model, not a curated record
CCGGUUUUGGAGGCAGAGCCGUGGUGCUAUUUGAAUCACCGCUUUUCUCAAUAGUCUCUCUAUAUAACCCCUUUCUUUCUCUCUCUAAAACCCUCUUUCUCUCUCUCUCUCUAAACCUCCCAAAACUCUUUGGCGGCUACCCUUUCUGCAAGCCAAACACCCAUCUAUCCCUUUUCGCUCCAUACCAUUCAUUGUUGAAUUUCUAGGGUUUGGGUCGCUUUGGGUCUGCUCCAGAGUUCGUCUCAGCCGUCGAUCUCGUCAUGGCAACCGUUGCCCCGCCGUCUGAUCAAGCUGCAGAUUUACUGCAGAAGCUGUCAUUAGACCCCCAGGCCAAGAGCCUUGAAGUAUCUGAGCAGGCUAAGAAGUUUGUGUCUGUUGAUUCGGGUGAUUUGGCUAAUGGUUUGGGUAAACCAUUUGAGCGAUCCGCCACACAUUUACAUCAAGAUUUCGUGGAUCCAAAUAUGUGUUACCUUCCUAAUGGAUACCCAUCUACUUAUUAUUUUGCACCAGGUUAUGAUGGGCAAAUGAACGAGUGGGGUGAUGGCGUUGAGAUGCCUCCUGGUGUAUACGGUGAUAUAUAUCACCAUGGUUUUGGUUAUCCAUAUGGAACGUAUCCCCCACCAGGUUCACCUGUUCCCACCAUGGGACACGAUGGUCAGUUGUAUGGACCACAACAUUACCAGUAUCCUACUCCUUAUUACCAGCCUCAAGCUCCAAAUGGUGGGCCUUAUGCUCCCAGCCAAGUCACUGCUCCCCAGGGGGAUGUCUCUACUUCAGUUGCACCCGACCAAGUUCCUUUAUCUGUUGAAGCGGCUAAAGGGAAUACAAACAAUCUAGUAAAUGGUGGGAAUGUGAAUGGAAAUAAUGGCCCAAAAGCACUUAGACCGAGCCACCAAAACUCAUCUUUAAGUUCAAAUGGUUCCUAUGGAAGGGCAUCACUGCCAACAGGUGUUCCAUCUUCAGGUUAUCAGGAUCCAAGGUUUGGGUUUGAUGGAACUAGAUCAUUGAUCCCUUCAGCAGAUAUGUUUUCUGAUGGUCAGUCCAAACAUGUAGCAAGUGUGGGUUUCUCAUCACCAGUUUCUCAUGCCAACAACUUUCCAUCUGGAAGGAAUCAGAAUUUUCGCCCUAUUCCGCAACUGAUGCAUGCAAGGGCGGCAUCUGGCUUGGGCCAGGCUUCUGGAUUCAUGAGCCGCAUGUACCCAAACAAUAGGAUGUAUGACCAGUAUGGGAAUGCAUUCCGGACAGGUUCUGGAUUUGGAUCUAAUGGCUAUGAUUCAAGAACAAGUGGGCGUGGUUGGUUGACUGUUGACAGCAGGUACAGAAACAAGAGCCGAGCCAAUAGUGUCCUUGGCUAUGGGAAUGAGAAUAUGGAUGGCUUGAAUGAACUGAACAGAGGGCCUAGAGCCAAGGGUUUUAAGAAUCAAAAGGGGUUUGGACCUGUCACAUUAGCUGUCAGGGGCCAGAACCUCCAAUUAAAUGGGAAUAAUAGUAAUAGCGAUGGUAAUUUGACUCUGGUUCCAGACAAGGAGCAGUACAACAGAGAAGAUUUCCCUGAGAACUACUCAGAUGCCAAGUUUUUCAUCAUUAAAUCCUAUAGUGAAGAUGAUGUUCAUAAAAGCAUUAAGUAUAAUAUGUGGGCCAGCACAGCUAAUGGCAAUAAGAAGCUUGAUGCAGCAUAUCAGGAAGCACAAGGAAAGUCUGGCAGCUGCCCCAUAUUUCUGUUAUUUUCAGUCAAUGCCAGUGGGCAGUUUGUUGGUGUAGCAGAGAUGGUGGGCUCUGUAGACUUUAACAGGAGUUUGGAGUAUUGGCAACAGGACAAGUGGACUGGUUGCUUUCCUGUGAAAUGGCAUGUGAUAAAAGACAUUCCAAAUAGUUUGUUGAAGCACAUUACUCUUGAAAACAAUGAAAAUAAGCCUGUCACUAAUAGCAGGGACACACAAGAGGUUAAAUUUGAGCAAGGCAUUCAAGUCCUCAAAAUUUUCAAGAAUCAUUCAAGUAAGACGACCAUCCUAGAUGAUUUUGGGUUUUAUGAGGCACGACAGAGAACAAUGCAGGAAAAAAGGGCUAAGCAACAGCUGUUUCAAAAACAGGCAAGAAUCUUGGUACGGGAUGUGAAAUCCACUGAUGGUGUUGCAACUGAUGAUAAAGACAGAUUACAUCAAUCUGUGGAUGUUGCUUCAUCGUUGAUCAAGGAACCAACAGGCCCAGUUAAGGCUAAUGGGGAGCUGAAGGCACUGGAAGAGAUUGGAUCUGCUGCAGUGGCCGAUGAUGCUCCAAAAAGCGCCAAACAGGAUGUAUUGUCAGAGAAGAGAGUUGUACCAAAUGGGGUUGCUAAUGCUUGCUAAUUGUUUAUUCCUCUUCGUUGGCCCAUUCCCUUGCUCGCGAGAAUAGUCUGACUGAGUUGGCGGGCCUUGAGGAAUGGAGGUACAAGUUUUGCUUCUGUAAAGCAGUAUACAGAAUCAAGUUCUGACUUUGUUCAACAGUUUGGGUGCUGGCUGGCCUUCUUCAAAGAGGGGGAAAUAAAGAUACAGUGUAGGGGUGUGUGGGGUGGGUAGAAAGCCCUCGCAGCUUUAUCAUACUUAUGGUAAUACAGGUUGGACUGCUUAGAAUCUCAAUUUCGAGGUGUUUUUUCUUGUUCUUUUUAGUUUUUAGGUUUUAGUUUAGGAUUUAAUUUUUUCUUUGUUAUUUCAGUUUCUCACCUUCCAGUUAUGUUGCUUGUUGCAAUUUAUGUUUUUUUCUUUCUUUUCCCCUUCUAUGUAAAAAGCUAGAGUCGUCUCUCUUUCAGCUU